GAGACAUCAUCUUCUUCCCCGAAUUCAGGCGAUUUCCAUCCCACGCUAAUUCAGCCAUUCGGCAAAAUAGUACGGUCAUCAAGAAGUUUGCGGCAAGGACCUGGGGCUCAGUACGUGGCUACGGCACACAACUCGACCACUUCCUUGCCCCAUUACGCCGGCAAUUUACGGGUCGAGCCUUUGGCAGCCAAGCAUGCUGAGAGGCUGACAUUUUUCGCCAUCUCCCAAUUACUUACCACCAAGACCGACAUUGCGGCCCCGGGUCAAUUCAGGUUGGAUGGUGCUGCCCACCGCUUGAACAUAGCCACAUCUCCCUCACGAGACCCGCAACCCACCUUUACCUUCAGCGAUCAUGUCUUCAGAAACAGGGGAGACCGGCAAGGCCGGUAUUAUUGUAGCUUCCGACGAUGCAUCCCCCAUUGAGAAGCUUUCCCAUGCCGUCCUAGACGACCUCUUAUACAACACCAUCCACGAUCUCCUUCUCAAGGUGCACCGAGACGAGAAGAUUGCCCGGGCGAACACGGCCGCCAUCAAGGUCGAGAAGCUCGCCAUGAGCACCAUCGAAGGCGCAACGGUAGACCCCAAGCCCGAGGUCGAGAUUGAGACGGAAGCAGCAAUCUACAAGGAAGGGAAAGUGACGCUGAAGGGCAAUCCGCUCAAGUCGACCAAGGAGAUACUAUGCCCGCGGUGCCACCUCCCGCGGCUGCUGCACCCGACGGACGGGAAGGGCGCAAGGAAGCCAGAUCCAGGCGUCAUCUACUGCAAGAGACACCCCUAUAUCGAGAAGCCGGGCUACGAUAUCUACGGCCAGACAUGGGUUGCACCUGGUCCUGGUCGAGGCAAGAAAAAGAAGGAUCAGAAGUUGGACCCCAACGACCCGAGCUCGCCGUUGCCGGGGACCGAAGGAAGCGCAAAGGACCGCCCACCGAACGUGCUCAGCUUCCCGAGCGCGACGUGCUCCAAGUGCAAGCGGUGCAUCCUGGUGACGCGCCUCAACAACCACAUGGGGUCGUGUAUCGGCAACAGCGGGCGCAACGCGAGCAGAGCGGCCGCGCAGAAGAUCAGCAACGGAAGCCAGGCAGGCAGCCAGAACAACGACAACACGCCCCCCGGCAGUCAGAAGGGAACGCCGCUGCCCGGGAGCCGCGCCGCCAGCCCGAGAAAGCGCGAUGGCGACGAGUUUGACGAGGACGCCGAGGAGUCCGACCCCACGAACCCCAAGAAGAAGAAGCUGAAGCUGAACUCGUUGCCCAAGAAGGUGAUCCUCAAGUCCAAGAGCCAGAGUCCCGCCGCACAGGCCAACUCCAAGAAAGAGAAGGCCAAGUCCAGCUCGAAUCUCUAUUUGGAGCAGAAGGCAGAUGACGACGCGAAGGACUCGACGGUGCAAGUUGCCCCAAAGAAACAGACGCCCGUUCCGAAGGGAGUCUCGCCGGCCAAGAAGAUCAAAUUGGGGCCACCAAAGCUCCCAUUGCCCUCGGUGGUUGGUAAAAAGGCCAAGAGGGACCGCGAUAUGGAAAGCGAAUCGUCCGGUACCGUGUCCUCGCCGCCCCAUUGA
Parathielavia appendiculata is the source of this 1555-nucleotide messenger RNA. RefSeq lists its product as uncharacterized. NCBI's taxonomy places the organism in Eukaryota, Fungi, Ascomycota, Sordariomycetes, Sordariales, Chaetomiaceae. The record is from RefSeq and is a predicted model, not a curated record. The coding region runs from base 353 to 1555 and encodes 400 amino acids. The transcript has 2 exons.